This is a messenger RNA of Fonticula alba, 1284 nucleotides long. RefSeq lists its product as hypothetical. The transcript has a single exon. Bases 1 to 1284 code for a protein of 427 amino acids. NCBI's taxonomy places the organism in Eukaryota, Rotosphaerida, Fonticulaceae. The record is from RefSeq and is a predicted model, not a curated record.
AUGUGCUUCGAGACUGAGGACUCUCUCUGCACUGGCCCCUGCGCCGUGGCCACCGGCAACUACCACACUUGCUUCUCUGCCGAGUCUUGCAACUCCCUCGUCCAAAAGCACUGGGAGCAGUGCAGCGAGAGCCAUGAGGUGAACAACUACUACACCCGUAACAUUGAGUACCUGUGUGGCAACAGCGCCGGCUCUGGCUCCAUCCCCACCUCUGGCUCCGGCUCCGCCCCUGGUUCCGGUUCCACUCCGGGCUCUGGCUCCACUCCGGGCUCUGGCUCCACUCCGGGCUCUGGCUCCACUCCGGGCUCUGGCUCCGCUCCGGGCUCUGGCUCCGCUCCUGGCUCCGGUUCCGCCCCUGGCUCCGGUUCCGCCCCUGGCUCCGGUUCCGCCCCUGGCUCCGGCUCUGCCCCUGGCUCUGGCUCCGCUCCGGGCUCUGGCUCCACUCCCGGCUCCGGCUCCACUCCUGGCUCUGGUUCCACUCCUGGCUCCGACUCCGGCUCCACUCCUGGCUCUGGUUCCACUCCUGGCUCCGGCUCCGGCUCCACCCCUGGCUCCGGCUCUGCCCCCAGCUCUUCUGGCUCUGCCCCCAGCUCUUCUGGCUCUGCUCCCAGCUCCUCUGGCUCUGCUCCCAGCUCCUCUGGCUCUGCCCCCAGCUCCUCUGGCUCUGCCCCCAGCUCCUCUGGCUCUGCCCCCAGCUCCUCGGGCUCUGCCCCCAGCUCCUCGGGCUCCGCCCCCAGCUCCUCGGGCUCCGCCCCCAGCUCUUCUGGCUCCGCCCCCAGCUCUUCUGGCUCCGCCCCUAGCCACUCCGGCUCCGCCCCUAGCUCUUCUGGCUCCGCCCCUAGCCACUCCGGCUCCGCCCCCAGCUCCUCUGGUUCUGCUCCCAGCUCCUCUGGCUCCGCCCCCAGCUCCUCUGGCUCUGGUUCCGGUCCCCUGGACUUCCCGGCCCCGGGCUCCCCCAACCUUUGCGAUGGUGCCUACCCUGUCACUCUGGACGAGCUCCAGGCCUACUGUGCCGAGAACUCCCACUCCACUCAGGGUGACUGCGGUGCCAAGUGCGCUUCUGCCACCAACGCCCACUACACCUGCACCUCUACCAGCGAGGAGGCCUGCCGUGAGGUCCUGGAGGCCUACGUGGCCCAGUGCGUUGAGUCUCACCCCGACUCUUACGCUGCCAACAUCGCCAACGAGCUGCUGUGCAACGACGCCAACAGCAUCUUCAAGAGUGCCAGCUACGGUGUCAUGGCCGCCAUCGCCCUGGCUGCCUUCCUGCUCCAGCUGAACUAA